CAUAAAAGAAUGAGAAUGUCAUAGAUGCGCAAUUGAAAGUUGUUACGAAAUUAUUUUCAAAUAAAUAAAUAAAUGUCAUUUGAUUUUCAUAUAAUGAAUGAAAACGGGAAUAAAAAUGGAUUCAAAUAAAAAUCACGCUAUCGCUGGUGCUAUCAGUGGAUUUAUGACAAGACUGAUAUGUCAACCACUGGAUGUCAUAAAAAUAAGAUUUCAGUUACAAGUCGAGCCGAUAUCUCGUAGACAUGUAAGUAAAUAUCAGUCACUAUUCCAAGCAACGUCAACGAUUAUCCAUGAGGAAGGUCUUCUAGCUCUAUGGAAAGGUCAUGUACCUGCUCAAUUUUUGUCAAUAACUUAUGGGAUGGCUCAGUUUUACAGUUACAAUAAACUGAUGGAGCUGAUGACAAAUACAAGAAUAAGUAACUGGCAGUUCUCAAUGAAUUUUAUUGCUGGUGCAACGGCUGGUAGUAUUGCAACAAUUGCUUCAUUUCCCUUUGAUAUCGCAAGAACUAGAUUAGUCGCGCAAUCUUCCAACCACAAGAUUUACACCGGGUUAUUUAAUUGUUACGCGACAAUUUUAAAGAAUGAGUCAGUGAGAACUUUAUUUCGUGGACUUUCACUAACUUUAUUGCAAAUAGCUCCACAUACUGGACUACAAUUUCUCUUUUAUAAUAUAUCAACAAAGUUAUACAAAAGAUUAAAGCCUGAUACCGAUACAACAGUUACCAAUUCAUUGGUAUCUGGUAGUAUCGCUGGAUUGCUGUCAAAAACUGCGAUAUAUCCAAUGGAUUUGGCGCGCAAACGCUUGCAGAUCCAAGGAUUCGAACACGGCAGAGUUGGGUUCGGUAAAUUUUUCCAGUGCGGUGGUUUGAUUGAUUGUUUUGUUCGUAUUGUCAAAGAAGAAGGCGUACUUGGUUUAUUCAAAGGAUUACUUCCUAGUCAAGUGAAAGCCACCGCAACAAGUUCUUUACAUUUUACAUUUUAUGAACAAGCUCUACAACUACUGAGAUUUGUACAUUAAUUUAUUAAUAUAUUCAUACAUAUAUGUAUAAUAAUUUAUAUAAUUUAAAUCAAAAGUUAAUUAUAAUAUUAGUUAUAUAAAUCGACUAGACGAUAAUUUUUUUAUCGGUAAUGUAAAUAAUUAGCCAUCGUUUUAAACCAACGAGCGUUUGAACGAAUUGACAGACAAACGAUGGCAUUUUAUAUAAAUAUAUGUGUGUAUUUAUUAUUGACAUUAAAUUUUAAAUAAUUAUUUGUA
Messenger RNA from Microplitis demolitor, 1255 nucleotides. RefSeq names its product mitochondrial thiamine pyrophosphate carrier. NCBI's taxonomy places the organism in Eukaryota, Metazoa, Arthropoda, Insecta, Hymenoptera, Braconidae. The transcript is spliced from 5 exons. The coding region runs from base 98 to 1018 and encodes 306 amino acids. Gene Ontology annotation, biological process: thiamine pyrophosphate transmembrane transport. Gene Ontology annotation, molecular function: thiamine transmembrane transporter activity. Gene Ontology annotation, cellular component: mitochondrial inner membrane. The record is from RefSeq and is a predicted model, not a curated record.